AACUAUAGUGUAAUUUUCAUUUCAACAUCCCUAAACGUCCUUCAAUCUGAUAGCACUGCUAUAAUCAAACAAGUGCAAUUUCUGCUUUGUGACACAACUAAACUAGACUGAUAGAUUAGCCACUUUAAUUUCGAAUUACUUAUAUGCCGUAUUUCCUGCAUAGCAUCCAUCACACACUGCCAGAGUAUUAAAGCUUUCCUCAUUACAAAAAUAACCCUAGCCUUUAGAAAUCAAAUUUCAGAGCUGCGAUGUAAUGAACCAGCAAACAAUUAUAGUAACAUGUUAUUAAGCAAACUCUUCAGAGAUCAGCCCAAGUGAAAACUUCCAUAAUAAAACCCAGAAAAGCUUCAACACUCCAGCAUGCACCAUGCCCCUGUGAGCGUGGCAAACACAUGCCAUGACCCCAAAACCACACUGAUUAUGAUGACAUCCCAGACAGUCAAAAUAAGAAACAGUCACCCACCAGAAUUAUAGAACCGCAUAGCGAUUAACCAGACAAAGAUAAUUGGAUUAUAAAACCAAAGUUGGGGUUGGUAUCCCAUCUAUCGUGGACCCUACUAAUUGAAUGGUUUGGAUCUACCUACAUGCAUUCCACCAUUUGCAAAAUUGCCAUGUCCUUUGCCAUUCAAGAAAAGUCAACACCAACAUUUAUUAGGCCUUCUCAGGACAAGCAAUUAUGUGUGAAAAGGCAGAGAACACCUUCCAGAUACUAGUUUAUAUUCAGACAUCAGAAUCUAACAACAGUCCUAGCAAGCCAAGCAACUUACCAUCAUGUGGUGUUUGUGGAAGAAAGGAAUUGGAGGAUGGCAAAUCUUCCUCCUGCAGGACACUUAAGAGAAGAGUCACCUGCUUAGUGGUGCAUUGGGCUUCAGUGGGAUCAGAAUUCAAAAGCAUUCUGCAAGCAGAGACUUUCCACGAGUAGAGAAGUGUGGUAGUUGGAGGGACUUUGGCCGUCUUGCUGCAGGAAGAGCAUCUCAAGGACAAGAAGAACACAACCAAGCAAAAGAACAAUAAAGAGAAUAGAUGGGGCUGCAUGGCUGCAGUAACACUGGCGAGCUCAAUGACGCGAAAUUCAGCGAGCCGUUGCCAUGGAUCGGCCUCUACAUAGCUGGAGCUUCACUGGUGUGCUCACUUGCCAUGGCAAUCGACACCUUUUAUGGGUUCCGUCAACGGAAGCCCUGGUUCCCUUGCAAGUUCUUCUCACUUAAUGCUACUUCCUUGACCCUCUUGUCCAUCGCCACAAAACUGCCCUUGGAUCUGAACACAUCCAUGCCACGCCGUCAAGAUCAGCUGACCAAGCUCAGCGGAACCAUCCUGAUUUGCACCGCAAUGGGCAACUUCAUGACCUCUCUAGGAACUAUGGAGGACUCCGAAAUGCUCUCAAACAUUGUCGCCUUGGCUAUUCUCGUGAUCACCAUGGUCGUUAACAUCGGUAUUCAAAUGGGUACUGGUGUGAUCUAUGCUUUCUUACCCGAGCAUGCCGUAAUCAUGUUUUUCAUCAUCGUUUUGCUCAUGAUCUUCGCUUUUUCCGGUUUAACAAUUCCAACAGCCAAGCAGUUGCUGGAACAACAGUAUGAUAAAAAGCAUGAACUGGCUUCUGAUGAAGGAGCAGACAACACUGAGGUGUUGAGAGUUGAUAAAUUGAAAGAGGCUGUAAACAAGUAUUGGAUGAUGGCCCAUACUUGUAGUCCUCAGUACGUUCUGGGACGCUCAGCCACUUGCACUGCCUCGGGAGCUUUCUGCCUCCUCAGUGCACUGAUUUUAUUGGAAGCUUUAGUCAGAUCGUUUAUUUUAUCAUCCUUGGACUUCUGCAGCGGGGAAUCCGACUACAGGUGGUCAAGUAACUUCAUCUUAAUUUCUCAGGUGAUCGCAGUAGGAGUUGGUACCAUUGCCCCAGCUAUUAGAUGGUUCAAUGCUAUUAGCUUCAGAAGUAUGAAGAGCGGAGAAGGAAGGUUCAGAGAUGUGAUUAAGGUAGAGGGGUACUGGGUUCAGAGGCUGGUAGAAUGGAAAGAGAGCCCUUUACCAUUCCGCAUUAGUAGCAGGCGAUGUAGGAAAAUCGCCCAUGUCUCAAAAAAUCAAAUUCUGGAUGCCUGUAUCGGAAUACAAACUGCGGUAGUACUAAUCUGCAAGUUCGUUUGCCUGGCUUCUAUACUGCCAAUGAGUUGGCUCAUUAGACUCUUCUCCUGCUGCCGCAAGCAGCAUUGGAGGAAUUCGGAAUCCAACAAAUCAGAGUCGCAAAGCCUGCAGGAUUUUGUAUUGCAUCUGGAAGGGGAGAACGACUUGGUCCAUCUGAUCAUGAAAAGCGGCCGCAAAGACACGGUGCAAUGGAUUGAGAGGGGCAGGAAGAAUGAACCUACUCAUCUGAUUGAACUUCUAAAGAAGCCACCUUCAUCAGGAGAUUUCAACGGCGUGGCUGAGUUUGAUAGCGACCAGGUUCCACCAAUUGGAGAGAAGCCUCCAAACUGUUGGGCUCUGCCUCUGGUUACACUCACAAGCAUUGCCAUCGCACUUCCCUACAUUGACAAAAAUAUAAUCAGAUCAUUACGGCAUGCCGUAGAUGAAGGCCUCAGGUAUGUAAGGCUUAUAGAAGAGAACCUGGAUGCCAAUGGGUUGAGUAGAAUGAGGGAGGCAGCGGAUAUAGUCUGGCUUGGCAUUGAUAUUUAUGAUCAAUGGCUUGACAAGGAUCUCCACAAAUUGGUCACUGAAGAAAAACAAGCAGAAAAGAUAAUCCGAAAACUUGCCGAUCUAGGAAAGGAAAGCAUUGAGACGUUCACAGAUGGAAGCGUCAGAGAGACAGGACACCGUGAAUGGCCUGCAAAGUUAUUGGCAGCCAAUUCGAUGUACAGGAUCGGUGAGACUAUUCUGCAGGACUACAAAGACAAGCUUGGGACUGUUGACAAGUUGUUCAAAUGGUUACAAACAACCAUUGCUGACAUAUUGGGCGCUUGCCUUACCAACCUGCCACGAGUGAUAUCCAUGGAAUGCUUUUGCAGCAGCAUUGAAGUGAGGGAAGAAAGAGUCAGGGAUGCAGCAUAUCUUCUCGGUGAAGCUGGAAGUAUUCUGGCAAUUUUAGGAGAGCACAAGUUCCCAGAUUUGGACCCCAAUAAGAUGGCAGAUAUUGAUGAAUGGCGUUUAAGCAAGCAGGGAAAACCUCCAAGUCUCCCUUCUUCUCCUGAUAAUGUCUAGUUUAACUUCAGGUGAAUUGCCUUCAUCCAUUGUGAAGGAAUUUGAAGCACGGACCUAGAGAAUGAAAGCAGAUCAUCAUUCAGUUCAUAGUUGGUACUAAGAUAAACUUAGUAAUAUAGUCCUCGUGUCGCUUUUUGUAUUACUAUAGUGUGCAUCGCAUCUAGAAUGCAUUACUCAUCAAGGCAGUUAAAUCUUCA
This is a messenger RNA of Magnolia sinica, 3383 nucleotides long. RefSeq lists its product as uncharacterized. The coding region runs from base 1024 to 3186 and encodes 720 amino acids. The record is from RefSeq and is a predicted model, not a curated record. NCBI's taxonomy places the organism in Eukaryota, Viridiplantae, Streptophyta, Magnoliopsida, Magnoliales, Magnoliaceae. The transcript has 2 exons.